Molecule: messenger RNA, 1931 nt
Organism: Mauremys mutica (yellowpond turtle)
Lineage: Eukaryota; Metazoa; Chordata; Testudines; Geoemydidae
Product: nicotinamide N-methyltransferase-like
Exons: 2
Coding region: 970-1509 (179 amino acids)
Cellular component (GO): cytosol
Molecular function (GO): N-methyltransferase activity
Source: RefSeq, a predicted model, not a curated record
UUCUGGAUUUUGAGCUUUUCGGGUUGUUAUUUUUUUAAAAGCUUUCUCCACAACUCCUCAGCGUAGAAACUAGCUUUAAUUGAAUGUGUUUAUUGAAAUGAAAGAUGAGAUGAGAUCUCCCAGCGCCAGCUUUAAGAAAGACACGGACGAAUCAGAGAGGGCCCAGGGGAGAGCAACAAACAAAGAGGGAAGGCUUAAAAACCUGACUUACAGGCAGGAUUGGCAGAAUUCAAUGUUAAUGUUUUUUAUAAUUUCAGUGGAGAAGAUCAAUGUUUAUUUUUAAGUUUCUUUACUUUGAUUGAUUUAAAUGUUCACACUUGUGGGAAAUUAUAUGACACUUGGGUGGGGGGAGACAGACAAUUAUUUAAUGACAGUAGACACUGAGAUUUAAAAAGUUCAAGUUUUAUAACCUUUAAAACACCAAUUGUCAAUAUCACAUGUCAAAAUAUUACAGCUAAAUAGCCUCAAAUCCAAGUCCAAGAAGUUCUGGAGCAGGAUUUCUCUUACUUUGUCUAGCUGUAUAUUUCAGUUACUAUCAGUGGAAAUGCUUUUUAGUCAGUUUGUCUGUGUGUGUGGUGAAAUCAAUCUUUAUUGACAUUUACUGAUACAAAUCAAAUCCUUUUCAACCUACUUAUGAUGCAACCUCAUCAUACCAUCCCCUCCAUAAACUUAUCAAGCUCAGUCUUGAAGCCAGUAAAGGGUCCUUUGCUGCAUUUUACCUCUCAUGGAACUGGCCUUCUGGAAACCCUUUAUAAACCCAGAGAGGAAAUUGUCCAGUUUGAACCAUCGGCCCCCUAAACCUCCUCCUCUCCCAUCCUCUGCUGCUGUAUGUGCUGAUACACAGGUAUUUUGCAUUUCAAACCAGAUGGCGUUAAAGGCAACACCCUGAUUUAUAUUGGCGGUGUGCCCAGCAUUUGCGAACUGCUCUCUGCCUGUGAGUCCUUUGAGGAGAUCAUUGUCACAAACCAUAUGGAUCAGAACUGCCAGGAACUGCAGAAAUGGCUAAAGAAAGAGCCGGGAGCAUUUGACUGGACUCCGCUGGUGAAAUACGUGUGUGAGCUGGAAGGGGACAGGAAAAAGUGGGCUGAGAAGGAAGAGAAAUUACGAAGAACGGUCAAGCAGGUUCUGGAAUGUGCUGUCACCAAAUUCAACCCUGUGACCUUUGCCUCUCUGCCCCCUGCUGACUGCCUCCUCAUAUGCCAUUGUUUAGCAGAAACUUGCAAAGACCUGAGUACCUACCGAGCUGCCCUGAAGAAUUUCAGCUCCCUGUUAAAGCCAGGGGGUCAUUUGCUGAUGGUGACCACAAUGAAGUGUAAUUACUAUAUGGUUGGCCAACACAAGUUUCCCUGCCUCUUUCUGGAGAAGGAGUUUUUGGAGGAAGCAGUGAAGGAGGCCGGUUAUGAUAUUUUGAAGUUUGAGGUGACUCCCAUAUGCCAUACAGCUAGUUUGGUAGAGCAUGAGGGUCUCUCUUACCUAGUUGCUUCCAAAGGGAAGGGCAAAGAAGAUUAAAAAGAAAAUACAUCAGCCCAAGGCAAAUAGAGAGGCAGAAUAGAUUAGCUGUAGAUGCUGGUAGACCUGAAAAUCAAUGUGCGCUAUAGAGCUUUGAUGACCUCCAAGCACCUUGGAGAACCUGUUUGUUCAGGAUGCACUAGCUUGAACCCCUUGUUGUGCCACUAAAGCUGCCCUCACCUCUGUCCUUUCCCAUUCAGAGCUGCCAUAAUGUCUCCCUGGCCUCCAACCCCACUGUGCUUCAUCCAGUGCAGCUGCACCCUACCGUGCUUCAUCCUCUCCCUGCUCUUGCCAUGUUUUGCCUAGUCUCAUGCUGCAGCUGUGCAAUUAAUGAUAAUUACAUAAUGAAUCAUAUAAAGUCCUUCUCACUGCUAAUGGACUGGAGCCUGCUCCCAGUAGCAGGGGCGGCUCUAUAAAUUACG